This is a messenger RNA of Nannochloropsis gaditana CCMP526, 1085 nucleotides long. RefSeq lists its product as uncharacterized. Gene Ontology annotation, cellular component: phagophore assembly site; cytoplasmic vesicle; TRAPPIII protein complex. The transcript has a single exon. Gene Ontology annotation, biological process: protein localization to phagophore assembly site; endoplasmic reticulum to Golgi vesicle-mediated transport. The annotation marks the transcript as partial. The record is from RefSeq and is a predicted model, not a curated record.
GCCUUCUUGGCGUGUGAGGCCCCCUACCCACCCCUCAAACGUCAAGCGAUCCGCUGCUACGCGAGCACCUUGGGUUUGUACCAAGACAGCAGUUGGCGGUAUAUCCUUGAAGACAUUCAUUCUACUCUAGGCCGAGAACUGCUCAAGCUAGGGCAGCCAGAAAGGGGGCUCUAUCACUUGCUGCGCUUGCUGAUGCGUGGGGGCGCCUUCUCAUCACAGCUUCCUGGGAGGAGCGGGCUUUCCCCUCAGGAGCAAAAGGGCUUGGUCCGGGAGUUGCUGCAGGCCUGUCGAAUUCGGCCCCGGGUAGUGGCGUGGGUUAUCCCUCGCUUGGAAUGCGGCCUAAAAACGUUUGUAGCAGCCUUGCACAGAGCGGGGCCACGAGAGCAACCGCCAGACGAAGCACACAGUCACGAGGAGCAGGCCUUGUCCUCCGUGAUGGUGGCCGGUCUGCAAGUGCCGCUGGUCUUGGAGGAGACUUUGCGUGUGGUUCAGGGCAACGAGGAGCCCCUGGGGAGAGAAGUGGAGGAGAUGAAAAGAGAGCUCGAGCGGGAACUAAAAACAGCGGCUGUGAUGGGAGAGAAGGGGGGAAGCAUGCGGGAGUGGGUGCGAGCGCUUGGAAGAGUGGCGAAAGAAGAGGCGCGAGCGGCCGCUUUUUUGGCAGGUGGUCAUCGCGAUGAUGCAUCGCGUGCAGGGAGAGGGAUUUGUUGGCGGGGCCGAGACGAGCCCAUUACAGUCAGCGUGGACGUGGCAAACCCCCUAGACUUCCCCAUCACGUUGACCGACAUGCAGAUAACUGCAUCUUUCGAAGACGAAGCGCCACCAUUCCAGCCUCCUCGGCCGCCAUCUUUCACGGCAUCCGCAGCCCCCGGGAUCCAGCCUCUAAGCGUAGAGGCUGUGUCAGUAGCACUCGCUCCCUCCGAGCGCAAAUGCCUGCACCUACGCAUCCACCCGCGACGCUGUGGGAUCCUGCGUGUGACAGGCCUUCGCUGGCGAUUGUUGGGGGAGUUGUGGGGAAGCUUGGUGUUUCAGAGCCCCGGGCCCCUCUUACAGGGCACCCUGCAGCAGCGUGCGAGCCGAGCGCGGGG